Molecule: messenger RNA, 1265 nt
Organism: Paramecium sonneborni
Lineage: Eukaryota; Ciliophora; Oligohymenophorea; Peniculida; Parameciidae
Source: the annotation of a GenBank genome assembly
AUGAUUUAAUAACAAUAAGAAAUCAUAAUUGAACCACCUCUUUAUUUUGCUAAAGAUCAUCUAUUUGACUUAAAUUUUCAUCCUUUUUAAGAUGUUGUGUGUUGUGCAUAAGUAACAGGAGUAGUAAAUAUGUAAAUAUUUAUAUCCACAUAUUAAGAUUGAAAUAUUCAUCUGAUGAUGUCGUUGAAAUUGCAACAUUUACUCACCAUUAAUCAUCUGCAAGAAUUAGUUAAUUCUUUAGAGAUGGUCAACAUCUAAUAACAGCUAGCAAAGAUUGUUCAUUUGCUAUUUUAGAUAAUAAUGGUAAAAUGAUAUUGCAUUAAUUAAAAGCUCAUAAGUAAUAUAAUUAAUUUAAAUAGACAUCCUAUUAAUGCACUCAAAUAAUUAAAUGAUAGCAUUAUUGCUACAGGAGAUGAUACAGGAAAUAUUAAAAUAUGGGAUCUAAGAUAAAAUAAAUGUGUUUUUAAAGUCAAAGAAGCUGAAGAAGCAAUCUCUGGAAUUGAAAUAGAUUCAUCUAAUAAUUUAUUACUUUCAUCAAGUUUAGAUGGUUAUUUAAGUGUUCAUGAUUUAAGAUUCUAAAGUACUAAUGAAAAAUGCUUAUAUGCUAAGAGUGAUUGUAUGGAAGAAGAAUUAACAGAUAUUUGUUUGGUAAAAAAUGGUUAAUUUGUUUGUACUUCAACUAGUGAAGGAAACUUAUUAUUAUUUAAAUGGGAUUAUUUUGGAGAUUUUAAAGAUCGAAUUAUUGGACAUCCUAAUUCUAUUGAUUCUAUUGUACAUUAUUUUAUUAUUAUAUAAAUUAGUGUAAAAUAGAUGAACAUUCAAUAAUAACAGGUGCAGAAGAUGGUCUUGUAAGAGGAGUUUCAGUAUUUCCUAAUAUGAUUACUGGAAUCUUAGGUUAACAUGAAGAUAAUUCUUAUUUUCCUAUUACAAAAAUAGUUGUUGAUAGAACAUAAAAAAUUGCAGCUUCAUUAUCACAUGAUAGUUCAAUUAAAUUUUAUGAUAUUGCUGAUUUUGUCAAUAAAAGAAAAUCAGCUAAAGUUUAAGUGAAUGAUACAGAAUUUGAAUAUACUAAUAAUAAAUAAGUUUAAAAGCAAAUGGAUAUGGAAGGAGAUUCUGAUGAUGAUUCAGAUGAUAAUGAUGAUGAUUCAGAUGAUGAUGAUGAAGCAAAAAAAUUAAAACAAAAGAGUUUAAAAACUAAAAAUCUUUAAUAAUCAAUUUCAAAUUUAAAAAAAUAGAAGAUAAAAUAGUUUUUCGACAAAAUGUGA